This is a messenger RNA of Cooperia oncophora, 534 nucleotides long. NCBI's taxonomy places the organism in Eukaryota, Metazoa, Nematoda, Chromadorea, Rhabditida, Trichostrongylidae. The record is from the annotation of a GenBank genome assembly.
AUGCUGUGCAUAUACGUUGCAGAAAGUCAAAUCCCCGAACGGGGUUCCAAGAAGCCUUUGGAGGGGCUUACAGAGAUGGACUUGAGCCAGCUGCUAAUCGCGACAUGCACGGCCUGUGUUAUCUCACGCCCGAAGCCAGGUGAAGCCACACAUAUAAUUGCUCUCGAUUGUGAAUACGUUGGAGGUGGAACAGAUGGCAGAGAUGAUCUCCUUGCCAGGGUGUCAAUUGUGAACGAGGAAGGAAAGAUUGUAUACGACAAAUAUGUUAAACCGAGAGAACGGGUUACAGAUUUUCGUACAAGUGUAAGCGGUAUUCGACCAGAAAACAUUGCAAAAGGCUUGCCGUUUGGUGUCGUUCAAAUGGAAGUGGCUAAAAUUCUGAAGGACCGUGUUGUUGUCGGCCAUGCACUGAACAAUGACUUUCGAGUUCUGAAUUUCACUCAUAAUAGCAAAUUAACUCGUGACACAGCUAAAUGUCACUUACUUCGGAAGAUGGCUAACUGCAAUGGAGUGAGUUUUUUUUACGCUUCGUGA